CCAAAGAGCCAACCAUCGGAGCCUGUUAAGAAAGAAAGAACCCCCCAUUUUGGAUUAUAUAAGAAGAUAAGGUUGUAAGCAAACGCCUAGUUUUGAGAGAGAGAGAGAGAGAGACAGAGAUGGCAGAAGCUUGCCGUCUGUUAUCGGCAAGAAACAUCAACCCAGGUCCCAGUCACCACCCAGCUGCUAAGGCUAAAUCCCUCAAGUCCCCCCCAUCUCAGUUUUCCAUAACCAGAGCUACUUCAAAAAGAAAUGACAUCUCCCUGAAAAACAGUAGCAGGGGUUCACGCCGUCUGAUCAAAAUAUCAACUUCAAAUGGGAGAUGGCAAGGGAAAUGGAACUGCGACUACCUUCUCUCUCUCCGGGACUUGCGGUUGCAAGAUUUGGUGGAAGAUGAUGAACAUAAAGAUGCGCAAGUUUUCAUCAACCUCUGCAUCCAGAAGCAUGCCAGCUUUGGUCUUUCAGUCGAUGGAAGGAUUCUUACAUCCUUCGGUAGAAAAUGUAGUAUCUGCUCUUCACCAUACUGCAGAGAGAUUGACACAACCUUCAACGUAUGGGUUCUACCAUCAAGCAGGGAUAAUAGUGAAAAUCAACUACCUGAAAUUGGGGGAGAUGAUCCAUCAGUGAUCUAUGUUAAACCUGGAAACGAAGUGGACCUGGAUUCACUAGUACAAGACUCAAUCCGUCUUACCACAUCAGUAAAAGAUACUUGUUCGGAGUUAUGCGAGAGAUCAGAACCUACAUUGCAUUGUAUUGAUAGACAAAAUGUGGGUUCUACUGAUAAGAGGUGGUCUAGACUCUUGGAGCUGAGGAAUUCAUAUCCCAAUUUAAAGAAGUAGAUGCUUAAUUUAGAGAUUCUGAUCAUGUUUCAGAACUACAUGCUUUGAAGAAUAUUUGAGUAAGCAGCAGCAGUCCUAAUCAGUGUAAACAACCACCAUAAUCAGUGCAAAGAAUUGGCACCAACAGUCUGAUCAUGAUCAAGGCUAUUACCCUUUGUUUUCUACUAUAGUUGAUAUAUUUUGACUGUAAGCUUGAUUCAUAUUUUGAUUGUAAUUAUAAUCUUUGAUUGAGUGUAAACUACCCUAUAAAUAAAGAUCAAAGGUGCUAUGAAAUGCAAGAGAGAGAUGCCGGCCUUUAUUCA
Carya illinoinensis is the source of this 1141-nucleotide messenger RNA. Its product is annotated as large ribosomal RNA subunit accumulation protein YCED homolog 2, chloroplastic. NCBI's taxonomy places the organism in Eukaryota, Viridiplantae, Streptophyta, Magnoliopsida, Fagales, Juglandaceae. The coding region runs from base 120 to 839 and encodes 239 amino acids. The record is from RefSeq and is a predicted model, not a curated record. The transcript is spliced from 7 exons.